This is a messenger RNA of Cajanus cajan (pigeon pea), 2811 nucleotides long. The record is from RefSeq and is a predicted model, not a curated record. Lineage: Eukaryota; Viridiplantae; Streptophyta; Magnoliopsida; Fabales; Fabaceae.
CGUCCCUUGCAGAGUAGAGUGGCGGAGAAGAGAAACUCUCUAACACUGCACUCACAUUUCUAGGUUUCCAUUUCAUCUUCGCAAUGCAAAAGAAGCUAGGAUUCCCGGUCUCCAAGAGCCUCGACCAAUUCAAAUCGUUGUACGGUUCAAUUUCGGGAACUUCGAAGCCAUUUUCUUCGCGUCCUUCCUCGGAUUCCAUUUCAUCGGGUAGUUUCGCGAACCUGAAGCUCACUGCAGAGAAAUUGGUGAAAGAGCAAGCUUCGGUGAAGACUGAUCUCGAAAAUGCGAAUGCUAAGCUUAAGAAAUCGCAGGAGCAUGUGCAUGCAUUAGAAGAAAAAUUGCAGAAUGCCUUCAACGAAAAUGCCAAGCUCAAGGUCAAGCAGAAGGAAGAUGAGAAACUGUGGAAGGGAUUGGAGUCCAAGUUCUCUUCUACCAAGACUUUAUGUGAUCAACUUACGGAGACUUUACAGCAGUUGGCUGGUCUGGUUCAGGAUGCUGAAAAAGAUAAGGAAACAUUGGAAAAUAAACUGUCAGCAAGUUCAGAAGCUCUCGAUAGCUUGAAUAAACAGAUGGAUGGUUUGUCUUUGAAGCUAGAUUCUGCUCAGGAAACAAUUAGGACCCGUGAUAACGAACUAGAGAAGCUCAAAUUUGCUACGGAAGAAAGGGAGAAGCUUCACAUAAAUGAACAGUGCAGAGUUGCCAAUGUUAUCCAAGAGAAGGAUACAAUGAUAAGGAAUUUUGAAGAAAUGUUAACAUCUAGUAGAUUGGCUACAGAAAAUUUGAACACAAAAUUGGAAGAGGUUCACCUUCAGUUGAAAGUUAAAGGAGAUGAAAUUAUGCAUCACAUAACCAAUCAAGAGAAAUUGGAGAAAGAAAAGAGUGAUCUUCAAUUGUGCAAUGCUGAGCUUGCCGAAAAGCUUAACAUGUCACUUGAGGAAAUCAAAAACCUUGAAGAGUCACUUCAAUCAUUGGCUGCACAUUUGUCAAAUGUAGACAUAGAAAGCCUGAAUCUUUUGAGCAAGUUUGAUGAAAUGAAUUUGUUCUAUGCUUCUUGCUUCCAGUUGAAAGUUCAAGAAUCUACUGCAGCCCAGCUUACAGAGAACUCUCGAUUAGCUGCUGAGAGAAUUCAAAGUUUGGAGUCAGAAGCUGAAACUUUAAUCUCAAAAAAGAAAGAAGCAGAGGUAUUAAUAACAAAAUUAGAAGAGAAAGCUGAAUUUCUGUUAGAAAGUUCUAGAUCAUCAGAGAAUCAAGUGCAAGGUUUACUGCUGAAGGUUUCAGCAUUAGAGACUGAAAACAAAGAAAAUACAGAAAGACUGCAGGCAGAGAUAUUGAACAAAUCAGAGGAAAUAGAUACUUUGCAAAAGGAGAGAAUGAAACAAGAUCAGCAUGCUGAUUCUCUUGAUAAAGAAGUCAUCCAGCUUCAUAAUGUCUUGGAGGAAAAAGACAAGUGUAUUUUACAUUAUAAGCAACAAGAAAAGAAGCUGGAAGAUCAGAUCAAACAGAAUCUAUCAUUAUUGACUGCUGCUGAAAGCAAACUUUCAGAAGCUAGAAAGCAAUAUGAUCAAAUGGUAGAGAACAAACAGUUAGAAUUAUCAAGGCAUUUGAAAGAAAUAUCUCAGAGAAACGAUCAGGCUAUUAAUGACAUUAAGAGGAAGUAUGAAUUGGAGAAGAUGGAAAUUGUGAACAUGGAAAAAGACAAGGCUGACAGAGCUAUUGCAGAAAUUGAGGGAGGGUGUGACCAAAAACUUGCAGAAUGCAAAGAAGAAUCAAGGCAGAAAUUGAUGCACAUUCAGGAGGAACACACGUUGCUGGUUACUCAAAUGCAGCAGGAGCAUGACAAGAGGCAACUAAGCCUCAUAGCUGAACACAAUGAACAGCUAAAGCGUACCCAACUGCAAGCUGAAAAUGAACUGAGAGAGAAAACAAUGUUUCUGAGGAAUGAUCACGAAGCUCAGAUUAAAGCAUUGAGGUGUGAACUUGAAGAUGAGUGUCAGAAGCUGGAAGAGGAGUUACAUCUUCAAAAAUCUAAAGAAGACAGACAAAGGGCUUUGUUGCAGUUGCAGUGGAAAGUGAUGAGUGACAAGCCCAAAGAGGACCAAGAAGUGAAUUCAAAACAGGAUUACUCCAUUUCAUCAAUUAAGAGAAGAAGUUCUUGUGGUGGGAAAAGAAAUCAGCAUGAUCUUGAUUCUCCUUACUUUGAAGCAACACAAACACCAGUGCCAAAGUUGUUGAAGAAAGUGGAGAACGUAAAAACAGGAAGUGCAGUGGGCAUUCCUAAGCAUCAUAGAAAGGUAACUCGUCACGAGUAUGAAGUUGAAACUUCUAAUGGAAGAACAAUCACAAAGAAAAGAAAAACAAGAAGUACUGUCAUGUUUGAGGACCCUAGAAAUCGAAAGAUAAAUACACCGAAAGUAAAUACUCCUGGAAGUGUUGUUAAGAGCAUCAAAGCUGGAGGCCAUCCUCAUCCUUCAAAUAUCGGUGAUUUGUUCUCAGAAGGGUCUCUUAAUCCAUAUGCAGAUGAUCCCUAUGCAUUUGAUUAAAGUCGAAGUUAAUGGGUCUGAAAAUGAACUGAAGAUUGAAAGCCUCAAGCUGGAAGACAUUUUAUUUCUUCUGGUUUGGAUCUACAGUUGCCGAGGACAAAAUAACAGAUAGCGGGUCAACACAAGUGAUUAGACCAGAUGUAAUUCCCUUGUAAUUUGUUAAUUCAAAUAAUUACAGCCGUUUGCUGGGGUGCAGCGUAUACCAUCACCUGUCUCUGUUCUUGAACGGGCCUGUAGAUGGUUUUGUAAUGUUGUAAAUGAAAAACGUGAC